GCGAAAGAGAGACGCAAUUCCUGGCACUAUAAGCUUGUAACUAGUUCAACUGGGCUUUUAUCCAGUGAAGUCCAGGGACGGCCAAGCGAAAAACACUGAUACCUAGGAGGAAAGUCCCAGCUAGUCUUGAGGGGAGGGGGGCGAUGCUUAAGGACCCUGCAUAGAACAACAAUAGUUAACUGUGUAAUAGCUUCUAUAUUCAGUUGCUCCCUUAUACGGAACAAAUACCCCUUCCCCCUCCCGGCCAGCAUUUUUGAUUUGCAGCUUCCCAGCCAUCAGGCUCCUUCCAGUCUCUGGUGCUAAAGUUUCAGAUCGCUUAGAACCAUGGGGAAUGGGAUGAACAAGAUACUUCCUGGCUUGUUCCUUGGAAAUUUUAAAGACGCUCGCGACACAGAACAACUGAAACGGAAUAACAUAACGCACAUUCUUUCCAUCCAUGACAGCGCUCGCCCCAUGCUUGAGGGAGUGAAAUAUCUGUGCAUCCCUGCUGCAGAUUCACCCUCACAGAAUUUGGCCAGACAUUUCAAAGAGAGCAUUGAAUUUAUCCAUGAGUGCCGGCUUAUUGGUGAGAGCUGUCUUGUUCACUGCCUUGCUGGAGUUUCCAGGAGUGCAACCUUGGUUGUGGCCUACGUAAUGACGAUCACUGAUUUUGGCUGGGAGGAUGCGCUGUCCAUGGUACGAGCAUCACGAUCAUGUGCCAAUCCAAAUGCGGGCUUCCAGCGGCAGCUAGAAGAGUUUGAGAAAAAUGAUGUUGCUCAUUUCAGAGAGUGGCUUAGAGCAGAGUAUGGUGAAAACCCUUUGCAAGAUGAACAAGAAGCUCAAAACCUUCUGCAGAAGUACAAAGCACAUGCAGCAGCUCAGUCGAAUACUUCAGGAAGGCAGUGGGAUGAUAACUUUGCCUCCGUGGCCUUUGUCAAUGACUGCUCCUCCAUAAGGGCCACUAAUACGCCGUUCCAUGGAUGAAAACAAGAAUACUUAACUUUUAAGAGGCUGCAUUCAGACAUCAUGCCAAACCAUGGUUUAUCAUGACUGUGAUGACUCUUGGGGAGCUUAUGGCUCAUGUACUCCUCCCCUCCAGCACAGCCAUGAGAAGACCAGGAGCUUUUGCUUCCAUUUUCAAUUAACCACAGUUUAACAUUGUAUCUGAACCCUAAUCUGUGGUUAAUCUUAACUGUGCUUGUUUGAACCAAACUAGGUUCAUAACCAUGGUUUGAAGUUGGCUUGUUUCAAACAACCAUGGGUAAGAUUGACCAGGUUUCUGUCUGAUUUGGAUAAUAUAACAAGCCACAGUUGAUCAGCGAUGGAAGCAGAAGCUUUCAUACUCCUUAUGGACUUGCUGGAGCUGGGGUUGGGGGAGACAUGUGAGUCAAAGGCUCAUGUAAAUUCAGACCUAUCACAAUAAGCCAAAGUUUAUGAUGAUGUCCAAAUGCAGCCAAUGACUCAGCAGGGUAACUUGCUUUUACCUCCUCCUGCACAUGCACAAAGAGGAUGUGUUUUGUAUUUCAUAGCUCCAUGAUGGAAUGUCUUGGUUCUCUUAGUAAGCAUGUCUCUCAGUGUGAGAGGAGCAGGACUCCAGACUCCUUAACUUGGGUGUCACCCUUGCAUUUGACAUUGGCUUUACUGUGUGAACACUAAAACCGCUUUCUCUUCCAAUGGCUGUGUAAAGACCAUGCCACUUUCUGACUGUUGAAAUGCCAAAUUAUUUUAUACUUAUGCCUAUUCUUCAGGUUGACCACAUACCCAGGGUUUGGCACAGCUGCACUUUUCAAAGUUUCUGAAUCUUUGUGUUUGUGGGGGACAGGAGGGGACACAAUCAGCCCUAUAGUAGGGAAAUGUGUGCAUCAGGCAGAACUUGCGCUCAAGUGGAGCUUUGGUUUCAACGCAGCUAGUCGUGUGUCCGAAGAGGCAAGCUAUUGUGCACUGUAAAAAGCAGCUUCUCUCUUCAGCAAUAGAAAAGCUCUAGUUCUCACAUGUAUCCCCUUCUUUAAAUGAUUGUGUAAAAAAAUUCUCUUGGAAUAUAUAGCGAAUAGAGUUGUAUAUUUUAUUCGAGAGUGGAGCAUAAGUAUUACAGAUAACUUUAUCAGUAUUUAUUGUACUGGCUUUUGUCUCAGAGAUGUUCAUUCAGAUUAUUUUUUAUGGUUGGAGAGUGGAGGGAUUUCAAAGUAUAUCACAAAUGUAUGUAUUUAAAGACUAAAAUGCAUUUAUAAUGGAUGUUCUAUAAUUAUAUUUAAAAAAGUUAUUCUUGCACUACUACUAAGGGCAGGGAAGCUUUCUUAUAUACUAAUCAUCUUGAUGAUGUUUCACCUGUGAUUGCCUUCCCCAAUUGAAUAUAUUCAAUCAAAACUUCAGGUCUUUUUUAUAUACGUACAUAUAAAUGAAACGUCCAGUGUUUAUGUUGUCACAUUUUCUGAUUAAAAUUGACGUGGUUGA
Elgaria multicarinata webbii is the source of this 2430-nucleotide messenger RNA. It is a transcript of the gene DUSP22, whose product is annotated as dual specificity phosphatase 22. Gene Ontology annotation, molecular function: protein tyrosine/serine/threonine phosphatase activity; protein tyrosine phosphatase activity. Lineage: Eukaryota; Metazoa; Chordata; Lepidosauria; Squamata; Anguidae. Gene Ontology annotation, biological process: protein dephosphorylation; signal transduction. Gene Ontology annotation, cellular component: cytosol. The record is from RefSeq and is a predicted model, not a curated record.